Labrus bergylta (ballan wrasse) is the source of this 2467-nucleotide messenger RNA. It is a transcript of the gene ckap4, whose product is annotated as cytoskeleton associated protein 4. The record is from RefSeq and is a predicted model, not a curated record. NCBI's taxonomy places the organism in Eukaryota, Metazoa, Chordata, Actinopteri, Labriformes, Labridae.
UGAUACGCUGCCUGUCCGGUUUGGGGGCCUGGACUGGAAAACGUCUCCAUCCACGACUGCAAGGAAACACCAGCAGCUCUCACACUCUCCAUCACACACACACACACACACACAUAUCAGCCAGCUCCCACUGAAAGAUGACAGCAAAAAACCGACACAAGAACAACUCGAGCGACAAGACCCCCGCAUCCAUUCCCGAGGAUGCGUCGAAGAAAAGCCCGAAGAGCAGCGCCAGCAACGGGGUGAGUGGCCCCGCACCUCAGGGGCCACAGUCAGGGAGCUGCCUCGGGCUGUUUUUCACCACAGUGUUUUAUUUGGGGUUAUUAGGAGCUGCGGGGUUUGCUGCUUUUUAUCUACAACAGGUAGUGGAGGAGAUUCGUGAGACCAGCGCGAAACAUGAGGACAGUGCGCGACAGAACGCAGAGCUGAGCAGCAAAAUGGAGAGUGUGGUUCAACAGGUGGAGUCUCUCAGGAGCAUUGUGGAUGGGCUGGAAUCGUCACUGGGCAUCACACGGAUGGAGCUGGAGGGCGCUGUCACCCGGAUGAAGCGGGGCGAGUCGGAGACGAGGAAGGUCGACGAGGCCCUUCAGAAGCUCCAGAACAAUCUACUCAGGGACCUCUCCGACGGGAUCAGCGAGGUGAAGGAGGCCAGAGAGCGGGACUUCUCGUCUCUGGAGAAAACUGUAGAGGAACGUCUGGCCGAGGUGAGUCAGUCCAUCACGGCCAGCAUGGCCGAGUUUACCGAGGCUCAGGGCGCGGCGCAGAGCCAGCUGGCUGAUCUCAAGGCCCGUCUCGGUGACAUGGAGGACCCCGCGCUCAUAAAACAGGAGCUCUCUGCCAUUGUCAAUGCUGUAGCUGAACUCAGAACUGAAUCAGCGGAUUCUGACGCUGCAUCAGAUUCCCUCAGGCAGCAGAUUGGUGCAGUGAGGGAGGAGCUGCAAACUCGUAACAAGGAAGUCGCCUCCUUGUCUCAGGAAGUAGAAACAGUGAGGUCCGUGGCUCAGGAGCAUGUUGGGAGUCUGAGACUGUCACUGUCUGAAGCUGAGGUUGAAGUCCAGGCUCUCAAGGACAAAAGCGAGACCCUGGAGAGCAGCGUGGAGCAGGCUGCUGUCGCUGUCCGUAAUGUGGAGAAGCAGGCGAGUGAAGCAGCUGCUCAGGUCAAGAAAUCUUGGGACGACCUGGAAGCCAGAGUGAAAGCAGCAGAGGAGAGCGGAGAUUCACUUUCCACAUCCGUAUCAGACAUCAGCACAAGAGUGGAGUCACUAUUUGGCAAAUUCGAUACCCAUGAAAGCACACUGACUGCGCAAGGGCAGACCGUAGAGAAAGUCCAAACGGCUCUGGAGCAGGAGUUGGAGUCACUGAAGGGCCGAGUGGAGGAGGUCAAGUCCAGCAUGGACACCCAAACCCAGCUAACCCUGCAGGUGAGCGACGUGACGAAGAGGAUCGCCGCUCUGGAGGAUGGCGGCAAAGUCAAGCCAGAGCAGCUGCAGAGCUUGACAAGCAUGGUGGCUGGCUUGGAAGCUAAAGCUGCUAAGCUAGAAGGCCACGAUCAGGCUAUUGCCGCGCUACAGAAAUCUCUGCAACACACCACAAAGACGCUGGCAGGUUUAUCCAAAACCCAGGACAAGAAGGGGAAGUAGGGAUUUAAAGUUAGGGGUGUGACGUCAGGAAAACAAAAACAUGGACAAUCAUUUUUUUCCUAAAGGAUGCCAAUUAACCAUACUCACAUGGCGGCCAAUUUUUUCCCCAAUUGUAAGCUCAGAUGCUGUUAAAUUGUUGUACCACAGUGCCCUAAGUCAUAAAAAUCAAGUGAAUCCAUCAAGUCAUUUGGUAGAAAAGCUUACAUUUCUUGCUAAUGGUAAUUGUAGCAAGGAUGUGGCUCAAUGCUAACAUUAGGCUUUUUCUGAAUGUAGCUAAGAGGCUAUCAAAUGUAUCUUCAACAUGAAAAAACGGCCAAAAGCCCUUCGAGAUUUUCAUUGUUUGGUGUCUUUUUAGUCACUGGUCAACCUAAAAGCAGUGAAAUGAGUCAAAUCCUCACAACAUAAGGUGCCUUUAUUACACUAUUUAACCUUCCUACCCUGGGCUUGAGCAUUGGAAGAAAUGGCCGCAGUUUGAUACGGUGACUCGCUCACUUUUUGCCUUUUUUCAUGAAGAAUUUUGUCUCAGACUUGAUGGUUGAUGUUGCACAUUUUAGUAGCUAAAAACAACAACAAAAAAAAAGGUUCAGUCAGGAGAGCGAGUCAGAGCUGAACUGCUGAUCUGUGAAUUCAAAUCCAAACUCAUUCUGCACUGUAGUUUUUCUAUUUCUAAUGUUUCCGUUUUUUUGUUUUUUUUUCAUGUUACGUGCAAAUGCUGUUUAUUUACGACAAACCAGAUGCAAUAAUGAGCUCUUUUUGAGCACUCCUUUUUUAUUUACUACAUGUUUUUUGUUUUUUUUACAAGAAUAAAAAACUCUUGUUGACCCAGA